CCAUUAUAUAAUCAAGCUUGAUUACUGUGUGUAUUACGUAAUAAAAGUACCUACUCGGGUACCUGAAUAGCUGUAGGUCGCGCCGCCAAAAAUUCGUCAUCGCCAGAUUUAUUUCCUACCUUCAUCCAUGAUCUUCCACGUGCGCUCGCUGCCCACGCAGCAGCACAUCCAUAAUGCUGCCACAGAACAGGCGCCUGCGGCAUCUUCAAGGAAUCCACCUGCGGAAUCUAAGUUUCACACGACCACAAGGUAGAGCCGCCGACGAUCUAGAAGCGGACCUCCCUUCCAACAAGCUCCAAGCUUUACAUGAUGGUCCUCCACCACAAUUGCAUCAUGCUCAUUCCUCCGAGAGUUUGAUACCGACACGAGCCAAUGCUCGACGACGUAGCACUACCCUAGCAAACAUAAGUCCCAUCACACGUCAGAAACAGUUAGAGUACACCAUCGAAGGUAGAGCCGCCGACGUGUUCUUCUCGCUGCACUGCAAAGAAGAUGAAGACCCGAUCUACAUCAGCGAAAUAGGGGAGCGAGCAAUCAACUUCAACUUCCGCUUUUUCGACCUAUCCCAAGCCGGACUACCCGUCACGCGGCGAUCCCAAUUCGUCAUCAAAAUAUGGGCUAAACGACAGCUGUCCUGGAGCUUGCUCCUAACCGAACAUGUCGACCUACGCUCCUUGAAUUAUCUUGGAAGCCUACGAAACCACCACUUCCCCCCAAAUUGCCUCGUCUUCCAACUACUCGAUGGCUUAUACUCCCUCGACCUAUCCAGCAAGCGACCCGAACCGAAACAGGCUCCCACCCUUCCCACAUCGUCCUACAACGCGUUAAUGAAGCUCUCCAACCUCGACACAUCCAUCCAAGACGCCCUUGCAACCCGCGAAGCCCUCACCGCACAAAUAAACUCAAUCCUCGAACGCGUACCCCCGGACACCGUUCCCCAAGCCCAAGAAUCCGCCUCCCUCGUAUCUAAAUACGUAUCAGCCCAAACCCGCGCUCUCCGCGCCUCCCAAGCCCGAAAAGCCGAGCUCCAGGCCUCAAUCGCAACACGACGGACCGCAAUCCAAGAAGGCCGAGCCGCACAGGCCAAAGCCGCGGACGACGUCACACACGCGCAAUCCAAACUUCCAUCCUCACGUACCUUACUAGCAGCUACAAAGGAAAGCAUCCACGGCCAACGCCGUCGUAUAUGCGAAGACCUCGCCCACAUCUUCCCGAUUACCCCGGUACCCUCAGGCGCGCCUCUCUCCUUCCGAAUAUGCAACAUCCCCCUACCAAACACGGACUACGACCCAACCCUCUCCUCCGCAACCGAAGACGCGUUAUCCGCAGGCCUAGGCUACGUAGCGCAACUAACCCACCAUCUACAAUUCUACCUCUUCGUACCUCUCCCAUACCCAAUCUCACCCCUCGGUUCGCGGUGUAGUAUCCGCGAUGAUAUAUCCCUGCUCCCCGAUUCCCAACGCGAGUUUCCGCUCUUCCUACGCGGUGGAGCUACAGCGCAGUAUAGAUUCGAUUACGCGUGGUUUUUACUAAAUAAAGAUAUCGAGGCCUUGUGCUCGGCGGCGGGGUUAAAGGUUGUGGAUAUACGGCAUACACUACCGAAUCUGAAGUAUUUACUUUAUGUGUGUAGCGCGGGACGUGAUGAAGUGCCGGAGCGUAAACGAGGCGGGGUAAGAGGGCUUUGGGCGGGUAGGUUGACGAAAAGUGGGAGAGGGGGUGUGGAUGAUGGUGCUAGUGUGAGUACGGCGGGGAGUCGACCUGGGAGCGCGGAUAGUGAGGCGAGGGCUGGGGGUGGGAGGCAGAGGGAGGCGCUUAUGGGGAGGGUUUCUAGUGGUGGUGGUGUUGGUGCUGCUGCUGCGGAUUCUGGUGGUAAGGAGAAUGGUAUUCCUACGCUAGUCUUUGAUGGCCCGUCUCCGUCUUCAGGUUCGGGUUCGGGAGGUGAUAGUAUAGGCUUGCCGUUCGAUGAGGGUGCCACGAAACUUACGUUGCGAACGAAGGGGUUGAGGGAGAAUGUUGGAGCACAUGCUUAAAGUGACGGGAACUACUUGAUAAACAACCGAAGGGAGAGCUUGUAGAAGCUCGAUGUAAGAAAAGAUGGAUCGAUUGUUAAGUAUUGAGAACAUAAGAAGAGAUGCGAUACCCCCUUCCUCCAGAGGAAAAGAAGAAAAGAAGAAAACUAGGAAUUCAACAAAAGAAAGGAGCGAGAUGUAUACACACUUAUCUAGACGAUGAAAAGAAUGGGGAAGAAAUGAUCUAGUAAUGGACUACCUUAAGAUGGGCGGAUAUUUAAAAAACGUCCUACAACUCGUGACAUUCUUCUGUGAACUUAUCACAAUAUUGAGAUGUCCCCAUCUUUAAGGU
Messenger RNA from Hypoxylon trugodes, 2361 nucleotides. Its product is annotated as UV radiation resistance protein and autophagy-related subunit 14-domain-containing protein. Gene Ontology annotation, molecular function: SNARE binding. NCBI's taxonomy places the organism in Eukaryota, Fungi, Ascomycota, Sordariomycetes, Xylariales, Hypoxylaceae. Gene Ontology annotation, cellular component: lytic vacuole; endosome. The transcript has a single exon. The coding region runs from base 174 to 2030 and encodes 618 amino acids. The record is from RefSeq and is a predicted model, not a curated record. Gene Ontology annotation, biological process: SNARE complex assembly.